UGGAUUGUCAUUCAGCAGAGGAUUGAUGGCUCGCAGAGUUUCGAUCAAGAUUGGGACACGUACAAGUCAGGAUUUGGUAACUACGAUGCAAACUUCUGGCUGGGCUUGGAGAAGAUGCACCAAUUAACGACAUCGGCUGAUUACAGGUUGAGGUUUGAAGUUCUCGUCAGUGGUGUCUGGGUCUCCGAUGAGUAUGAUCAUUUCGUAAUAAAUUCAGAGAUGGAAAAAUAUUCAAUCAAUGUUUCCGGAUACAGUGGGGAUAACAGCGACGUGUUGAACAAUUUGCUCGAUCUUAAGCUUUACCAAAACGGGAUGAAAUUCUCAACUCCGGAGCAAGAUAACGAUCUGACCAAUUUUUUUAAAUGCUCUUUGAUGCAUCAUUCAGGAUUUUGGUUCAAUGCUUGCUACAACAUAAAUAUGAAUGGUGUGUAUGGCUCAACUUUGAGGUAUGUGUUAAAUAGUGCAGGGAUUUUCAUAACAUCAUGUAGAAUGAUGAUCAAAUUGAAUGCGUAG
Molecule: messenger RNA, 513 nt
Organism: Helobdella robusta
Lineage: Eukaryota; Metazoa; Annelida; Clitellata; Rhynchobdellida; Glossiphoniidae
Exons: 3
Source: RefSeq, a predicted model, not a curated record